GGCAACGGAACUCCCUUUGAAACUCUUUAUAUACGUAAUUUUCCACAAACGAGCACAGACGACAGAUUCGCUCGUACCGCCUCCUCGCUGAUUGCCUAUAGCUGUCAGUUCCCCCAAUCGAGGUCAGACCAUCAUGGCCGAAGGCAAGUCGCAUGGUUGCGACAUCAUCCCUACGAAAGACACUCACCUCUUCCAUCUCCGGGUAAGGUUCUCGGAGCCAAAGGAUACCCACACCUUCGUUCCUAUAGUGAGCCCCGUCGCUGCUGCAUACGAUUGCGAGGUGAUUUAUAUGACCGCCGCCUCAGGCCAGAUGCAGAUGCGCUUCUCUCUCGCAGCGUGUUAUGACUUAAAUCUGGUGCUGGAUGGUGCUGCCCAGGUGAUUCCGCACAUGGUUUUUCUCGACAAAAGAGGUUCACCGGCGCCUUCGGUGGGGACAGCGAGACCCGUACAGUCUUCUUACUCUGAGACUAUGAUAAGAUGUUACAAUCUGGACGCGGAGAGGGACGAAGUCGAAGCCAACUGUGUGGUGGACGACCACUUCGUAGUGCUGUGCUCCAUUGAAGUCAUCCGGGACGGUGCAACUUCAGCUUCAUGGACGGAGAAGGAGAAGGAGCUCCCGGAUUUGGGUUAUGAUCUGGCCAUGAUGUCGCAUAAACAAGAACUCGCUGAUGUUGUCUUCGAUGUUGAUGGGGAGAGCUUCGAUGCACAUCGCCUCGUGCUCGCGGCCCGGUCACCAGUGUUCAGAGCAGAGCUGUACGGCCCGAUGACCGAAAGCAAAAUGCCGUCUAUCACCAUCCAAGAUAUGGGGGCCUCUACCUUCAGAUCUAUGCUCCAUUACCUGUACCAUGGCUCAUUGCCCAAAUCUGGCAAGGCUGAUGUUUCUUCCACCAUGACAGAAUACCAGCAUCUGCUUGUAGCUGCCGAUAGGUACGGGAUAGAGAGGCUAAAGAAGAUUUGUGAGGACGAGCUAUGUGUCAGCCGUGAUAGUAUCACGAUAGAUAAUGUGGUCUCAAUGUUGGAGCUGGCAGAGGUCCACAUCUGCCCCACACUAAAAGCUAGGUGCCUUGAUUUCCUUGUGGAUGGUGAAAAUUUCAAGAUGGUCGGCACAUCUUGUGAGUAUCUCCAUUUGAUGCAGGCACUUCCUUCUCUCUUGGUUGAAGUGCGGAAUAGGUUCAAGAUAGCACAUGAGAGAGUCAUGAAACCUGGUGCUCACAAGAAAAGCCGAAUUUGUUAGGCAUGACGAUGAAUUCCAAUCCUUUUAUCUGUCCUUCAUCAAUCAUCCUGUGCUCUGUUCUAUUGUUCCUGAUUACUCAAGCCUUUCAGUUGGUCAGUCUUUCUAGUAGUUGCAGGAAAAUGUGUAUUCCUGGCAUAGUUUAGAAUCCUCUUUGGAGUGCUAGAAGAAGCAUGGCAACAUUUGCACCGCAAGUGUACUUUGUUCUAUUGUUCCUGAUUAAUCUAGCCUUUUAGUUGGUCAGUCUUUCUAGUAAUCUUGUUUAUUUCAUUUGAGUACUGACAGCUAGUGGUAUGAUGCUGCUGUGACGUUAUUACCGUAUUAACUGGAGUAUGCUUCCUGUACAAA
Molecule: messenger RNA, 1579 nt
Organism: Brachypodium distachyon (stiff brome)
Lineage: Eukaryota; Viridiplantae; Streptophyta; Magnoliopsida; Poales; Poaceae
Product: BTB/POZ and MATH domain-containing protein 1
Exons: 1
Coding region: 134-1234 (366 amino acids)
Biological process (GO): protein ubiquitination
Molecular function (GO): protein binding
Source: RefSeq, a predicted model, not a curated record